This is a messenger RNA of Alternaria rosae, 723 nucleotides long. RefSeq lists its product as uncharacterized. Bases 1 to 723 code for a protein of 240 amino acids. NCBI's taxonomy places the organism in Eukaryota, Fungi, Ascomycota, Dothideomycetes, Pleosporales, Pleosporaceae. The record is from RefSeq and is a predicted model, not a curated record. The transcript has 5 exons.
AUGUUACACUGGGAAGGCGCAUGCACAACAUCGCCCUGCCCGCCUAUAGCUAUGUGGACAGGCAUGCAGGUACUCCACAAACCGCCAGUCCGGACAUGCAACCAAAGCGUCGAUGCCAUAGCGCGCGGAUCAAAAAUCGCGAGAGAGGUCCGACCGCGCAUGAUGCAUUUGCAGCGGACCCAGAGAUCAGAAUCUUUUGACUGCUUGCCUAAUGCAAUGUCGUGUGUGCUGUUCAUCUACAGAUUGUUUGACAGUCGUGAUAGUUGGGUCAGAGACGCGAGCGCGAGGUUAUUGGGUGGCGUACAUGGCCGCCGGGGUGGUUGCAGGCGUUUAUGCUUGAUGUUCGCAAAGGAGGCCGGAUCGUCGAAACCGCGUCAAAACCCAGCGGAACGGGAGCUUUGCCCUGCAGACGCGCACGAACGCGAUUGCGACACUCGUUGCAAUCUUCCGUUGCAGGGGUUAGAUGCCGAUAACUGUCAUACGGUAACGGCCGGCUUUUACGACGCUAAGAAGCUGGUAAUCGUGGUGGACUGUGAUGAAAACAAGCUGGUGUGCAGACCGAUGAUGCUGAGGAUCAGUGUGGAUACAGUACUACUGCCGGAAGACAUCCCGCCAGCACGCCUAACUGUGACAGGACAAACCUCUGGUGCCCCAGUAUCCUGCAUGGGAGAAAUGCGCGAUUGGAUGCCUAGACAUGCCUCUGAAUCCUUCGAGAAACCCUGA